Geodia barretti is the source of this 489-nucleotide messenger RNA. NCBI's taxonomy places the organism in Eukaryota, Metazoa, Porifera, Demospongiae, Tetractinellida, Geodiidae. The record is from the annotation of a GenBank genome assembly.
AUGGCUGAAAGACGGUAUUGGCUGUUCAAGUCGGAACCGACCAACUACUCCUUUCAAGACUUGCUUGGCGAAGAAGACAGGACCGCCGAGUGGGACGGGGUCAGGAAUUACCAGGUCCGCAAUUUUAUGCGGGACGAAAUGAAGGUUGGUGAUGGCGUACUCUUCUACCACAGCAGCGCCAAGCCUACCGCCGUCAUGGGCACGGCCACCGUGGUCAAGGAAGCUUAUCCAGACUCUACUGCAUGGGAGCCUGGGGCCAAGUACUAUGACCCCAAGAGCAACCCCGACGACCCAACCUGGUUGAUGGUAGAUAUUCUGGCGGACCAGGAAUUCAACCGCCCGGUUACCCUGCAGGAAAUCAAGAAGAACCCCAAAUUGCAGGGCAUGAUGGUAGUCAAGCGAGGUGUGCGGAUAUCCAUCCAGCCGGUCAGCAAAGAGGACUGGGACGAGAUUAUUGCCCUGGGAAUGGAGGGGCAACCUAACUCGUAG